AUGAUGCGCAUCUUUAACCGUUUAUAUGCACUCUCUGCUAUCGCACUCUGCACGGUUUUCAUAACAGGAUGGAUUUUGACGUCACGGACUUUCUCCAAUAUCGUCCCUUUGGCAUCAGCUCCAUUCCAAGUAGCCAGCACAUUUGACCAGCGAUUAGUCGUUUUCGGGGACUCAUGGAGCGACAACCAAUCCCACGAGUCCCAGGGCAAGGUAUGGACAGACUGGCUCUGUUCAAUGCUCUCCUGCCACCAAGAGAACCUAGCGCAGACAGCAAGUCCAAUCCUAAAAGGCAAGAAUAUCGGUGCAGUGGUCGACAACAAAGAACUCGAUCUACUGGGUCAACUGUCUCAGACCCAUGUCGCAGACUUCAAGUCCCAGCUCCAGCAAUGGCUAGAUGCCGAGGCAACUGCGACAAAGGGCCUCUCCGAAGAAGCGGUCCGGUCCCGUCAGGAUCGCACGAUCUUUGUUGUCUCUUUUGGGGUGUGGGAUCUCUGGGGCCUGAUUACGAAGGACUACGACACAGCAAGUAAAUCCGUUGAGCGGCGUAUUGCAACGCUCAUAGGUCAACUUGACAUGCUGUCCGAGCGCUUGGGCACAACGGACCUGAAAUUCAUUGUGACGCAGACGGUCGACGUGACUUUCCUACCCAAGUUUAAAUCCUCUGGUGAUCAGUACAAGGAUACAGUGCGGAUCCUGGAUAAGUGGAAUAGGAAGCUGCGUGAGGUGACCAAGGAGUGGAGUCAUGGCACUGUCUAUCUCUUUGAUACUAAUGCUUUUAUGAUGGACCGCAUCCGUGACUGGCAGCUCUUUACGGCGGGUAUUGAGGAAGAGAAUGGUCUAGGGAAGAACUUGGAUGGGUGGGAAAAUGUCGUGGAACCUUGCGUUGAGAGUGGGUUCAGGGUCAUGAUGUCAAAGGAGAAAAAACAGUGUGAGGAUCCAGAUAAGUAUCUGUUCUGGUAA
Messenger RNA from Penicillium vulpinum, 960 nucleotides. RefSeq names its product Esterase SGNH hydrolase-type. The coding region runs from base 1 to 960 and encodes 319 amino acids. The record is from RefSeq and is a predicted model, not a curated record. The transcript is spliced from 2 exons. Lineage: Eukaryota; Fungi; Ascomycota; Eurotiomycetes; Eurotiales; Aspergillaceae.